UUGUCCUCUUUUUCUUUAUUCGUCUCUUGCAUAGGCUUUAGAUAUUGCAUAAUGUCUGGACGUGGUAAGCAGGGCGGCAAAGCUCGCGCCAAGGCCAAGACCCGCUCUUCGCGGGCCGGUCUCCAGUUCCCCGUGGGCCGAGUGCACCGCCUGCUCCGCAAGGGCAACUACGCCGAGCGGGUCGGGGCCGGCGCGCCGGUGUACCUGGCGGCGGUGCUGGAGUACCUGACGGCCGAGAUCCUGGAGCUGGCGGGCAACGCGGCUCGCGACAACAAGAAGACGCGCAUCAUCCCGCGCCACCUGCAGCUGGCGAUCCGCAACGACGAGGAACUCAACAAGCUGCUGGGUAAAGUCACCAUUGCUCAGGGUGGUGUCCUGCCCAACAUCCAGGCCGUGCUGCUGCCCAAGAAGACCGAGAGCCACCACAAGGCCAAGGGCAAGUAAAUUCUGAAUUCAUACUUUAAACUCUAGGACCAAAGGCUCUUUUCAGAGCCACCCACCGUUUCUGUGGAAGAACUGAGCACUCUUAUGAAACCCACCAGGAA
This is a messenger RNA of Camelus dromedarius (Arabian camel), 545 nucleotides long. Its product is annotated as histone H2A type 1. The record is from RefSeq and is a predicted model, not a curated record. The coding region runs from base 52 to 444 and encodes 130 amino acids. Gene Ontology annotation, molecular function: structural constituent of chromatin; DNA binding; protein heterodimerization activity. Gene Ontology annotation, biological process: heterochromatin formation. Lineage: Eukaryota; Metazoa; Chordata; Mammalia; Artiodactyla; Camelidae. Gene Ontology annotation, cellular component: nucleosome; chromatin. The transcript has a single exon.